UUUAAAACAACCUGCUUGUCACUGCACUUUGCUUUUCUCCUCUUACCUUGUUGGUAAAGGUGAGGUCGUCCUUUCCGCGGACCGGCUGCUGGUUGGCAACACAUCUUACAUUGUUUCAGUCGUGAACUCAGUCUCGAGGAACCGAAAAAAUGGCAGGACGCGAUCCGGCAACGAACCAACUGCACAGUUACAAGGAGAAACAAGGCUCUACUUCGAAGCUGACAACGGGCCAUGGAGCUCCGAUCGGCGACAAGCUCAACACCCUGACGGUGGGACCGCGGGGGCCCGUGCUUCUGCAAGAUGUCAGCUUCAUCGACGAGCUCGCCCACUUCGACCGGGAACGCAUUCCCGAGCGCGUUGUCCACGCCAAGGGCGCCGGUGCUUUCGGCUACUUUGAAGUCACGCACGACAUCACCAAGUACUGCAAAGCAGACAUCUUCUCAGCCAUCGGCAAGCGCACUCCUCUAGCCGUUCGCUUCAGCACCGUGGGCGGCGAGAGCGGCUCGGCCGACACGGCGCGCGACCCUCGUGGCUACGCCGUCAAGUUCUACACCGAGGAGGGCGUGUGGGACCUGGUGGGCAACAACACGCCCAUCUUCUUCAUCAGGGACCCCAUGUUCUUCGCCAGCUUCAUCCACACGCAGAAGCGAAAUCCGAGCACGCACCUCAAGGACCCAGACAUGUUCUGGGACUUUAUUUCGCUGCGCCCUGAGACCACCCACCAGGUCAUGUUCCUCUUCUCCGACCGAGGCACUCCUGAUGGCUACCGAUUCAUGAACGGCUACGGCUCGCACACGUUCAAACUGGUCAACGCCAAGAACGAGGCUGUCUACUGCAAGUUCCACUACAAGACUGCUCAGGGCAUCAAGAACCUGUCUUCCCAAAGGGCCGCGGAGCUGUCCGCUCAAGACCCUGACUACUCAAUCCGCGACCUGUACAACGCCAUCGCCAAGGGUGACUACCCCAAGUACAACAUGUCCAUUCAGGUCAUGACCUUCGAGCAGGCCGAGAAGUGGAAGUGGAAUCCGUUCGACCUGACCAAGGUGUGGCCGCACACCGAGUUCCCGCUGAUCCCCGUGGGCCAGCUGGUGCUGGACCGCAACCCGAGCAACUAUUUCGCCGAAGUGGAGCAGAUCGCGUUCAGCCCUUCGCAUUUGGUGCCCGGCAUCGAGCCCAGCCCUGACAAAAUGCUGCAGGGUCGCCUCUUCGCGUACGCCGACACGCACAGGCACCGUCUCGGCGCCAACUACCUGCAAAUCCCGGUCAACUGCCCCUACCGCUCCAGGGUGGCCAACUACCAGCGCGACGGACCCCAGUGCUACACGGACAACCAGGCUGGAGCGCCAAAUUAUUUCCCCAACAGUUUCAGCGGCCCUCAGGAGUGUCCCCGUGGAAAGGACACUUCCUUCAAGACUGUUGGCGAUGUCGGCAGGUACAACAGCGGGGAUGAAGACAACUUCUCGCAGGCAACCGAAUUCUGGAACAAGGUGCUCAAUGCCGACGAACGCACCCGUCUGGUCAACAACAUUGUCGACCACCUGAAGGACGCCGCUGACUUUAUUCAAGAUCGUGCCAUCAAGAACUUCGCGCAGGUUGACGCGACCUUCGGCAAGCGCCUGAGAGAGGGAGUGGACAAGCACAAGAGCUCUUCCCGCCGCUCUGCCAACUUGUAGAGUGCAGCGCACAAAAAAUGAUGCGCAUUCCUGCAUUUCAUUGAUGAUAUGGUGCUUCUAAAGUUAUGUCAUUGAUUUUAAGGUGCUGGUCUUAUGCUUUGUUAUAUCUGAGUCAAUUAAUGCAAGAUAUUUUGUUAUAUUUGUAUGAAAAUAAAUAUUGGAAUUUAUAA
This is a messenger RNA of Cloeon dipterum, 1843 nucleotides long. Its product is annotated as catalase-like. Gene Ontology annotation, molecular function: heme binding; catalase activity. Lineage: Eukaryota; Metazoa; Arthropoda; Insecta; Ephemeroptera; Baetidae. Gene Ontology annotation, cellular component: cytoplasm; peroxisome; mitochondrion. Gene Ontology annotation, biological process: response to hydrogen peroxide; hydrogen peroxide catabolic process. The record is from RefSeq and is a predicted model, not a curated record. The transcript has 6 exons. The coding region runs from base 150 to 1673 and encodes 507 amino acids.